This is a messenger RNA of Syngnathus acus (greater pipefish), 2377 nucleotides long. RefSeq names its product para-nitrobenzyl esterase. The record is from RefSeq and is a predicted model, not a curated record. NCBI's taxonomy places the organism in Eukaryota, Metazoa, Chordata, Actinopteri, Syngnathiformes, Syngnathidae. Bases 155 to 1942 code for a protein of 595 amino acids. The transcript is spliced from 10 exons.
UUGUCUUCAACAACGUGUUGUUACCGUAAUGCAGAGUAUGAACAAAAAGUGACAGUGGAGGAUGGCUUGACUUUGUCUUUUCAAGUGGAAGCUUUCCUGAUAGCAUUUUGGAGUUUAUUUGUCUUAGAGUCGUCUUUUCAGUACAUGAUUGAAGAUGAGCGAGGACGCGUUUGAGGUCCCGGAAAGGACAGAGUACCGCUACUUGGUGCAGGAGGAAGAUGAAGAGGAGAUGCGAUAUGUUCGGCACAGACACUACAUCAGCCCCUUCCUGGUGCUUUCUAGACGCUGCAUUUUGCUCAUCUGCCUUGGAGUACUUGCUCUCCUCGUUCUGGCCACUUACUUGGGCUAUGUAGCCCAGACACUUCCUCCUGGACUUGUCCAAGUGACCACUGACGGCGGCGAAUACAGAGGAAGACAUAAAAAUGGGGCCUACUCCUUUAAAGGCAUGUCAUAUGCUGCUCCACCAGUUGGUAACCUGCGUUGGGCACCACCUGCCGAGCCAGUUUGUAGGCCUGGUGUCACUGAUGCUAGUCGUUUCCGUAGCAUGUGUCCUCAAGUCCAACCGCUGUCAAGUUCAGGCAAGGUAAUGGGCCAAGAGGACUGCCUUUUCAUUAAUGUGUGGACACCAACGCUCAAGGCCGACUCAAAGCUGCCCGUCAUGGUCUGGAUCCAUGGAGGCCUACUACACAUGUUCAGUGGUGGUGAGCAAGGCUACUCACCCACGGAGAAGCUUGCAGCAGAAACUGGGAUGGUCUAUGUCAGCUUCAACUAUAGACUUAAUGCAUUUGGCUUCAUGGCAUUGGAGAUACUCAGGGAUGGUUCUCACAAAAACACUUCAGGGAAUUAUGGCUUCAUGGACCAGAUUUCUGCAUUAAAAUGGGUACAAAGAAACAUCCACGUUUUUGGAGGUGAUCCUGGAAAAGUUACCAUAUUUGGCCAGAGUUCAGGUGGAACCUCUGUGUGGACCCUGAUGAUGUCGCCUCUCGCAAAGGAUCUCUUCCAUGCGGCAGUAGAUAUGAGUGGGUCGUAUGUAUACAAUGCCACUCUGGAACAGGCUGAGUCGGACAAUCUGAUCUUCCUGAACAACACAGGCUGCAAGGACAUUUUAUGCCUUAGAAAUCUCUCCAUUAAUCAAAUAUUGCAGGCUAUCCCAUGGCAGCAAUACCCUUCUUGGGCUGCAGAUAAGCUGGUUGAUCUUCCGACCAGGGGGCUGUUCUUUGGCCCUGUUGCAGUAGUGGACGGGUAUGUCCUCGAAGCGUCACCCUUUGCGAUAUGGGAAAAGAAAGGAGCUUAUAAUGACGUUCCCUUUGUCAUUGGGACAACAGAGCAGGAAGUGGACUUCAGUCCAGCACCUGAAAAUAUCUCCAUGUGGACCUGGGGGGACUACAAGUGGUUUGUGAUAGAAAAACUCAAGUCAUUUAGUAAGAAUCUUACCAAAGCGGCAUUAGAGCUUUAUCCUUCCUCCGACCCUUGCCCCACCACAGACCGCUGUCCUGAGAGAGCAUACACGACUAUGGUUUCUGACAUUAGAGUGACAUGUCCCAACAAUGAUCUAGCCCACAGGGCUGCAGCUGCCCUUCAGAGUCCUGUUUAUCGUUAUGUGGUGACAUACACACCUUCUGGAGCAGUCAACACAACUAUUCCUCUCCUUCCGUUUCAUAGCCGCUUCUCUUUCCACUGCUUGGAUGUCAUUGCUUUCUUUGGGGGACUGGAGUUAGUUCUGGGAAAACCACUCUCUGAGCAGGACAAGAGUUUCCAAGAUCUUGUAACACAACAUCUUGUGAACUUCGCCAAAACAGGCAAAAUGGCUGAUGAGUGGUCAGCUUACCCAGGAGUCACUGCCCUCCUGUCCAGCAAGCUUUCAGUGGUCAACGAGUAUUCAGCUGCACGCUGUCGCUUGUGGAAAAAGAAUGGCCUGUAUGCCUAUGCGUGGAUAAACUGAUGAUACAGAGACAUUUGAAAAGUUGUUCAGCUGUCUUUUGCUUAGUUCCUGUGAAGGGAAUAUAUUCUAUUUGAGUUACACAUAAGCCAAGUUACAUUUUGUUUUUUAUUUUACCAGCAGCCAGUCAGUGUUGAGUAAAAUUACACAUUCUCCGAAGUGAGUCUUAGAUGUGUCAAAAUUAAUCGAUUAAUCAUCAACAAACCGGUUAUCAAACUAACCGCCUCAUAUUUUAAUCAUGGAGUAAAUGUUUAGAGCCAUUUUUUUAAUUAAAGAGUGUCCAAAACUUCUGAUUUCAGGCUCUCAAGAAGUCAAUUAUCUGAAAUAUCUAGUCCUUCAUGAAAGCAGACUGCUAUAUCUGUUGUGUUUCAUCAAAAUAAGUCACUUGCAAUCAUCUGCCUUUCCUUUGGAAAGCAGAUCAUCAAUUUAUGUGUGAUA